GCAAACUUGUAUCAGUUGGUGGAGGAAACGUGCCGGGCAGUGUACAGCCAGCUCGAAAACCCAAAAAAAAAACGCACAAUGAUGAGGCUGCAGUUCUUUAUUUUCUUACUCAGCCUGAGUGCUCUGGUCAGUGGAGGAGAAACCUUCCACGAAGCCGAGCGGCGUAUGCAUCCGGUGUUCUCUUUAUCUAAAUUGGAGUCCCAAACCGGAGGUCGCUCUAAAAGAGCCAUGCCUCAGAUAGUUUUCGAUGCCCUGAGGGCGGAGGAGCGCUAUGCCGAGUACUGGCAGGGAUUGGCCGCCCAAGCACUCGAACAGCAGCUGGACAGCAAGUCGAAACUGAACACCCAGCUGGCCAGGAAUGUGAUGCUCUUCAUUGGCGACGGCAUGUCCAUACCCACGAUCACGGCAGGUAGGGUUUACCUCGGUGGCGAGGAGAAGCAGUUCGCCUUCGAGCAGUUCCCGUUUGUGGGCCUCAGCAAGACCUACUGUGCCAACAUGCAGGUGGCCGACUCCGCCUGCACGGCCACGGCCUAUUUGGGCGGUGUGAAGGCCAACUAUGGGACGAUAGGAGUAAGUGCAGCGGUGCAGUUCAAGGAUUGCGCGGCACAGUCGCAGCCGGAGCAUCAGGUGGCCUCUAUUGCGGCCUGGGCCCAGAGGCAGGGCAUGGCCACGGGCCUGGUGACCACCACUUCGGUCACUCACGCCUCUCCAGCCGGAGUUUAUGCCCACCUGGCCAACAGAAAUUGGGAAAACGAUGCGGAAGUCGCCAGCGAUAAUGGUGACCCCGAUCUCUGUCCAGAUGCCGCCAGCCAGCUGAUCAACAGUCCGGUGGGACAAAAGCUCAAUGUGGUAAUGGGCGGAGGUCGAGAGAAUUUCCUGCCCUGCGGCACCACAGAUGCCAGUGGGUCACCUGGUCGCCGGCUGGAUGGUCGCAACCUCAUCGAGGAGUGGAAAGGUCAGCACACGAAUAGUGCACACUACGUGGAGAGUCGAGCGGAGCUGCUGCAACUCUCCAACCAAACUUCGCGAGUGCUGGGCCUGUUUGCCCCCUACCACAUGGCCUACCAUCUGGACGCCAAUGCCGCGGAGCAGCCUACUCUGGAGGAGAUGGUACAGGUGGCCAUGCAGAUCCUGGAGCGCCAGAGUGCGGGGCGCGGCUACUUCCUGUUCGUGGAGGGCGGACGCAUUGACCAUGGCCACCACGACACUUUGGCCCUGAGGGCCAUCGAUGAAACGGCGGAGUUCGACAAGGCGGUCAGAUUUGCCAGGAGUCACACCAGCACGGAUGAUACCCUAAUAGUGGUCAGUUCGGACCACUCACAUACCAUGUCGCUGGCGGGCUACUCCAGCCGGAAGAACGAUAUAUUCGGGAUCAACGACGGACAGCUGGCGGCGGAUGAUCUGCCCUAUGCCACGCUGAGUUAUGCCAAUGGACCGGGCUACGACAGCAAUUAUCUAAGGGAAGGCGGUGCUGUGCGGCGGAAGAAUCUGAGGGCCAUCAACAUGAAGAACAAGGACUUCAUGUUCCCCAGCACAGUGCCCCUCGAAUCGGAGACCCAUGGCGGCGAUGAUGUGGCCGUCUUCGCCAGUGGACCAUAUGCACAGCUUUUUUCGGGGGUCUACGAGCAGCACUUCAUUCCCCACGCCCUCGCUUACGCCUCCUGCCUGAGCGAUCGUAAUAUGUGUGUCGAUGGGGGAGUGGACAGGCGACCACGAUGAGGAUUAACGAAGGGUCAAGGUCGAAAGACCAGAGUGAAUUGUAGAAAAUCUUAGGGACCGCGGUAUUAUUCUCGUUUAAGAGAAAAACCAGUAGUUAAGUAAUUUUGUAAGGGGGAUAUUAAAAUAAAUAAAUAAUACACU
Molecule: messenger RNA, 1860 nt
Organism: Drosophila gunungcola (fruit fly)
Lineage: Eukaryota; Metazoa; Arthropoda; Insecta; Diptera; Drosophilidae
Product: alkaline phosphatase
Exons: 2
Coding region: 79-1719 (546 amino acids)
Biological process (GO): dephosphorylation
Molecular function (GO): alkaline phosphatase activity
Source: RefSeq, a predicted model, not a curated record